Zophobas morio is the source of this 1857-nucleotide messenger RNA. RefSeq names its product pyruvate kinase-like. Gene Ontology annotation, molecular function: potassium ion binding; pyruvate kinase activity; magnesium ion binding. Gene Ontology annotation, cellular component: cytoplasm. The record is from RefSeq and is a predicted model, not a curated record. Gene Ontology annotation, biological process: glycolytic process. Lineage: Eukaryota; Metazoa; Arthropoda; Insecta; Coleoptera; Tenebrionidae. Bases 1 to 1836 code for a protein of 611 amino acids. The transcript has a single exon.
AUGGUCCGCCAUCAAUAUUUAACGUCCAUCUUGCGCUUUACUUAUGCAUGCGAUCCGAAGUUCGGGGGUGUUGUUGCAUUAUCAAGGCCGUCGCAGGAUAUUAGAGGGUGCGAUAUGAUUGAGGGGGCGCACGCGACCCUUUCCCUUCCCGGCUGCAUUAUCGACACGUCUCGUGUCACUCCUGGCAGUGACAGUUCGACCAAGCCUUUCAAAAUUCCAGCGAAAAUGCAGACCACUAUGGUACAAGGAAACGGGGAGUGCCCCAAACUACCCUGGAUGAUCGAGUUCCACAGCACGGCGAACGGGAAAAUCCUGAACAACCAGCUGGAGGCGGCGUACGCCGUCAACUUCUUAGAGCAUCUGAGCACUCUGAACGACAGAUCGAAGCCUAAGCGGAAACGCUUGACGCAGCUGGCGGUGGUCGUGCCGCCGAAAGUGUCCGUGGACACGCUGGACGCCUUCUUGAGGGCGGGGAUGACGGUGGCGGUGCUGCGGUUGGACUACUUCACCGUAGGCGAACUCCAGGAGAUGAUAGGUUUGAUUAAUGACGUGAACGCGGAGUUCGGGAAGAAAAUCGGACGGGUGUAUCCUUUGGCGAUCGCGUUGGAGGUGACGGAUAGGGAGAUCAUGACGGGGAAGGUACUCAGACCCAUGACGGAAAUCCAGUUGGAGAAGGGUCAAAAGACUAAAGUCACCGGGGACAAACAAUUCCAGAAUAAAGUCAGUGGGGAGUACAUCUACGUCAAUUGGGACAAAAUUUCCGACGUGGUGAAACCUGGAGAUAACUUGAUUCUCGGACCCGACAAAAUCCGGCUCUCCGCCUACGAAAUCGCCCGCGACAUCAUCAACUGCAUCGUCGAUCGAGCCGGGAUCCUAAGCGACAACCUCUCCGUCAAGAUCCCGAAUGUCCCCCUAAUCCCUGAAACCGAAUCCAACGACAAACUCAUCAAAAUCCACGAAAAGUGCGACGUGGACAUCAUCCUCGUCGGUCCUGGUAAAAUCCAAGCCGCUAAAGAAAUCUUCGGCCCCACUAUUCUAGUCUUCGUGAAAGUCGAGCACGUCUCCGCCGUCGACGUCUUCGACGACGUCCUCAAACAAGUCGACGGAGUGCUCAUCAACGGCGAAAAACUCAUCAUGACCUCCAAGGAGAACGUCUUCAUUUUGCAGAAGUCCAUCGUGGCGAAGUGCAACAAGCAAUCCAAGCCGGUGAUGUCGUCCAUCGAUUGUCACUCCGUCACCAAGUCCAUCGUCAACGACAUCGCCAACACCGUCAUCGACGGCGUCGACUCGCUCUUGCUCCCCCCGGACCCGGACCUCCUCGAGGCCAUCUGCCUGGUGUGCAAGUCCGCCGAGAGCGCUGUUUACCAGAGACAGCUCUUCGACGACUUGGUGCACCUCAAGCCGCCGCCUAUCGAGCCUGUGAUCUCGGUGGCGAUGGCGGCGGUGGACACCUCCUUCAAGAGCAACGCCGCUGCGAUUAUUCUGUUGACGACGAGCGGUAGAUCGGGGAAGCUGAUCUCGAUGUUCAGACCGAGGUGUCCGAUUAUAGCGUUGACGAGGUUCGGGAGGAUCGCCAAGCAGCUGAUGUUGUACAAGGGGGUGAUUCCGAUUUUCUAUGUGUUGAAGAGCGGGGUUUCGUUCGACGAGAACAUGGAGAGGAAUAUGCAGCUGGGGAUGACGUUCGGGAAGGUCAAUGGGUAUAUUAGGGCUGGGGAUGCGGUGGUUAUCGUCUUCGGGACGAAGGGGAAUGUUGGGUUUAGGAACAGCAUGGAGGUGGUGUUUGCGUCGGAGUAUGACACGAGGCCUGAGAACGAGGCGGUGCGUCCUACCUUGUAACGAGUCUCCGAGUUAAGAAUA